UAAGGUCUUUAAUGGAGAAGAAAGUCCUGAAGAAGGAGGGGAUGGUAGGAGCAGAUUGAGAAGAAUCUCAAAUGGGAAGAGGAAGACCUGGAAAUCGGAGAGCUCUGAGGGUUUCGAUAGGAAUCUAAUUCAUGUAGCUCGACGAAGAUCAUCGGAGACACUCAAGAAUUGCGAUGAACUGAGCAAGGGCCUUAGUGUUUCUUUAGAUGGAAUUAAGAAGAACCCAAUUCUUACCAGGAAAAUUUCUUCGUCCGCGGAAAAAAUCGAGGGAAGCCCCAUUCUCAUGAGAAAGCUAAGAUCCACAUCCGCUGAGGAACCGGAAACAAAUUCGAAGCAGCUGAAGAAGUCGAAAUCAGAAUCUGUUAAUCAAAAUGUUGAGGAUGUCGAUGGGCUAGGUGACGGAAAUGCGGAGAAUUCAAUUGUGCCCAGGAAGGCGAAAUUAGUACCGGACGAAGUUCUAGAUGAAUCUAAGAACAAGACUAAUGGGGUUUGCAAGGAUUUCGGUUUGUGUCAAGAAAAGAGCAUUUCAAUCCGUUCAGUAAAUGCAGGCGUGGUAAAAAAUCCUCCUGAAUUAUCGGUGAAAGUUGAUGGCGACAUUAUUGCUGAUAUUGACGACGAAGCAGAUGAAAGAGAUGAAAUAGAUGAGGAGAUGAAGAUGGAGAAGGAGAAUGUGAAGGAAAUCAAUGUUUCAGAGCUCAAGACUGUGAAUGAACCGCAACACAAGAAGGUUCUGAUCCAAAGGCGAUUUCAACAUGAUGAAAGGCCUGUGUCAAUCCUUCGUACAGCGAGACAAUCUUCCCCAAUUAAAAGGCAUUCUACAAUUUACAACAGUUUCAGCAAAUCUCAUUCAAUUCCAACGGCUGAGAAGCACCAUAGCCUUCCACAUACCCAGAACAGGUUGCAGAGUCUAGGUGAUGAUCUAUCUAUAUUUCACAACCAUGGAACUGGAACUUGUUAA
Neltuma alba is the source of this 958-nucleotide messenger RNA. RefSeq lists its product as uncharacterized. The coding region runs from base 284 to 958 and encodes 224 amino acids. The record is from RefSeq and is a predicted model, not a curated record. The transcript is spliced from 2 exons. NCBI's taxonomy places the organism in Eukaryota, Viridiplantae, Streptophyta, Magnoliopsida, Fabales, Fabaceae.